AUGUCAUCUUUAAUUCCAAGCGAAGAACGGCCGCCUAGUACUCCUGGAAGCGCCGAAACUGGCGAAGGAUUGUUGAUGAACGGCGACAAGCCAACUGGUGUCAGUUUGAAACGAGAUGUAGGCCUCAUCGGUGGUAUAGCUAUUAUAGUUGGUACUAUGAUAGGCAGUGGUAUCUUUGCUUCACCAAGAGGACUGUUAGAAGCUUCAGGAUCGUCAGGAAUGGCACUCAUCAUCUGGGCAAUUUGUGGUGUUCUUGCCGUCUGUGGCGCCAUGGCCUACGCCGAAUUAGGAACAAUGAUCCCGACUUCUGGAGGCGAAUACACUUACAUUCGUGAAGCUUUUGGUUCCUUACCCGCUUUCCUGUACGCAUGGACUGCCUGUAUUGUUAUAAAACCCUCUCAAUUGGCCAUAAUAUGUCUCAUUUUUGGCGAAUAUAUCGUCACUCCUUUCUUUCCCGACUGCACUAUGCGUUCUGAUAUUCAACACAUUAUAAAGCUGUUAGCCGCUUUUGCCAUUGGUAAGUUUAUAUUCUUCCUUCUUUAGCUUAUUUAGUUAGUUUACUAUAUACCUUUAAACCCCCCAAGAUUUUACGAUCUAAAUACAGUACAUAAAAUUGUAUUUGGCUAACUAAUCUUUAAUGUUGUAUUAUAAAGUAUUUUACGCGCGAAAAUAUGGCGCGUUACUACAUUAAACAUAUAUUAUCAUGUGGUUUCUUUGUGAUCACAACAAUAAAAUUGAUUUGAAUAUGACUGGCUUUUACCGGCCCAAUUUCUAGAAUACGGGUGUGCUUUCGUGUGCUUAUCACCGCUAGACAUCAAUAUAAAAAAUAUAUUGUAUUGCAUGCCAUUGCGCUUGUUGAAACGAAUAUGUAAAUACACCUUUGACAAAGCCACAUCAUUUAGAGUUCACGACUGCUCUUAGCAACCAUCAAAUUCUUGUCUCAGAACACGGAACUUCACAAAAAGCCACUUAACCCUAACUGUCUGACCCAAUAAAAUAUUUCUCUCAACACUACAAGGUGUUUCUCGUAUAAAUAUAAAUUAAAAACAACGUAUUUUUGUUUAAUUUUCAACUAGGUGUGUUGACUUCGCAUACAUUUUUCAAGAGUACGUUAUUUCCGUUUAAGUUUGCCCUGGGGAAAUGAAUGAAAUUUAAAUUUUCUUUUGUGUUUUAUUUACAUUCUCUGCAAUAAAGCAAAAACAGGAAGUUCUGGAACUAGGGUUACUUCAUUACAUAUACGGCAUGUUAGCCAAUAUCACUUGGUCGUAUAUAGCCUUAUUCGGAUUGAGAAAUUCGAGUUUCGAAAAUAGUUGCUAGCAAUUGUGAAACUAAUUAAAUAUUGUAUAGAGGGAUAAUUUGUCGUAUGAAUAUCUGAGUCUUGUUGUCUGGUUGACUGAAAAAAACAUAAAAAAUUUUCUUUGGGUAGGGGUGCAUCCACAAAGAAACUUUGUUGAAAAUAUGUGGCAAUUACACUAUUGCAUCAGUCGGUUUUGAUUGGUCAGUUUGUCAGUGCCAACUGAUUGGCUGGCUGGCUCAGUCAUUUGAUUGGUCAGCCAGUCUGCCCAAAGCUUACCGUUUCCAUUGCUGAAAAACUUAACAAGACCUCAAGUGUCGAGAACGUUAAAUUUUCAUGUUUAAAGCAACACAUGUAAUGCUAAUGUUGAUUUAUGAUAAAAUAUUUAGUCAAUGCAGGUGUACUCUACGCAGAUUUUUCCACAUAUUUUUAGAAAAGUGUUGAUUUAGUAGAUUUACAGCAGCUGUACAAUACUUGUGGGUAUUGACAUAUUUGUUCUAUAUUGCUGUCUCUGUGAAAAGAAAGUAUAAUUUUGUUCCAAUUUACAGCAUAGUAAGCCAGCAUGCAAUUUAAAAGGAAACAAGAUAGUCUCCCCCAGGGUUGCUGGCAUAGUAAGCCAGCAUGCAAUUUAAAAGGAAACAAGAUAGUCUCCCCCAGGGUUGCUGGCAUAGUAAGCCAGUAUGCAAUUUAAAAGGAAACAAGAUAGUCUCCCCCAGGGUUGCUGGCAUAGUAAGCCAGCAUGCAAUUUAAAAGGAAACAAGAUAGUCUCCCCCAGGGUUGCUGGCAUAGUAAGCCAGCAUGCAAUUUAAAAGGAAACAAGAUGGUCUCCCCCAGGGUUGCUGGCAUAGUAAGCCAGCAUGCAAUUUAAAAGGAAACAAGAUAGUCUCCCCCAGGGUUGCUGAGAGGUUGCAUGGGGCGCAUGGCAAAACUUUCCCAGGGACCCUAUGACAUCAUUAUUGUAAAAUAGGAGAAGCGGUGUUUUACAAUGUAUUGCACUUUAUUGCAUAUUCUCUUCACUGACACAGCCAGAAUUCAUAUUUUCAUCUGUAAGCAAUCUAUGAAGAAAACUUAAGGGACUUUGUCUCUUUGGGGCCCCCGUUUUAGCUGAGGGGCCUGGGGCAAAGUGCCCCUGUCCCUCUCUCUUGGCGACCCCGGUCUCCCCAGACAGGAAAGGAGAUAGUCUUUCCACCUCAAGGAGUAAUUUAGACCCCAGUCACACAAUGUUGAAACACAUGAAACCUGACUAAUUUGUGCACUCCUGGGGUACUUACUCUUUGUAGUUAAAUAGUGAUUAACUCUCAAAUAGGCACUUCUUAUUGGAUGACAUUUGCACUUAACUGUAGUUAAUUUAACUUUCAUCACUUUUUUAUACAACCGGCCCCUGACUCGCACAUGAACAGGUCUGGAACUGGAUAAAUUUUCAUGUCUGUGUAGCAUGGGUCUUCUUUGGUGUAAUUUCUUUAUUUCUCUUUUCUCUAUAGCUGUGAUCACUGUUGUGAAUUGCUUGAGCGUGAAACUGGCUGCUCGAGUACAAGUGUUCUUUACUGCAGCAAAACUUCUUGCCCUCGCGUUGAUUAUCAUAACUGGCAUUGUCCGACUUUGUCAAGGUACACUUGCAGAUAUUUUAUGACAUUGAACUCCCAAAAUGGCUGAAGGAUAUUUUCCAUUGUAAUUAUUUAGUUCACAUGGAAUAUAUGACCUUCACAGCAGAGAUCAACCUCUGUACAGGCAUGUCCAAAAGCCCCUGAGUAGACUUAGAACUCCAUGCCUUGUAACACAGGGUCAAACAAGCAACUAUCAUUGAGCAUUUCCAGUGUCUGAUACAUAAAUUUACUUGUGUAUUCAUUUUUGUAUAUUAGCCUAGUGCAUGUGUUAACUGCAUCAACAUACUGUCUUCUAGGUUACACCACAGAACUAGAUGGUGCAAACUCAUUUACUGGCACAGCCACCGUUGGUGAAAUUGGAUUAAUUGGACAAGCAUUUUACAAUGGUCUUUGGGCAUACGAUGGCUGGAAUAACUUAAACUACAUCUCAGAAGAAGUACAUAAUCCCAAUAAGUAUGUGAUCAAAUUAUAAAUGAUAUGUUUAUCCACUGAUGUUUAGACUUUUGAUGUAUUUGUGUUUAUACAUUAUUGCAUUUUAAUCUCUAUGUAGAAAUAUCCCAAGAGCUAUCGGUAUUGGUAUUCCGUUGGUGACAAUUGUUUACUUGUUGACCAACAUUGCAUAUUUUGCUGUUUUGUCUAAAGAAGAAAUUAUUGAAGGUGGUGCCGUCGCAGUGGUGAGUGUUGUCUGCUUCAAGGUGGUAUAUAUAGCUGGAUUUCAUGACCAAGCAUUUUUUUACAGCAGAUGGUGGUCAACCUACAGUUAUCAGAGCGAGAAAAUAAUGAUUUUUUUAUAUGUAGUACAGUCUUGUAUUUGGAGGCAAAUAAACAGAAUUGAAGAUGUAGUUGUAUUUUCUUGCUCCUAUAUAAAAACUUCUGACGUCUUGAACACUGUCUGAUGCUGGUCCUGUAACUCUGAAACACACCAACAUACUACAAAGUUAUGUAAUUGGCAAGAACAUAAGUAUUCCUUAAAAUGCUGUGUAAAACUAUUGUAUUGUAAACACUCUAACUGGUUCUUCUAAUUCUCUCUUUCUUAGCUUUUCGCCAACAAAAUGUUUGGUGUGAUGGCUUGGAUUAUUCCUGUCUUUGUCGCUUGUUCAACAUUCGGUGCUGCUAAUGGCUCGGCCUUAUCCAGUGGACGGUACAGCUACACUUGAUUAUAUUUAACAUUCAAUUAGCGAGAGGUUAAAUUUAAUUAUUGUACAAUUUAUAUGUUAAAUUCACUGUGUGUGCAUGUAUUAUUGUAGUGUGUUUUAUGCUGCAUCCAGAAAUGGUGAACUUCCUAAAUUCAUGGCAAUGAUCCACAACUCUCGAUUCACCCCUGUUCCUGGACUUAUUGUUCAAGUGAGUUUUCAUAGAAAUCUACUCUCAACAAAAUUAGCAAAACAAUCGAUAUAUAGCCUUUGGAAGCACUCUGAAGUGAACGAUUACACUUUACUUUUAUUUAACAUAUUACUAUCUUCCUCGCCUAGCAACUUGCUUUUUGCUUAAUUAGCACCUAGCGGUAUUUCCUAAUGAAGUAAUUGAAACAACAACAAAAGCAAUGACAACAAAACAACUACAACAACAACGACUACAACAAUUGCAACAACAACAAAGCUUGUAAUUUCACUAUACACGUUUUUUUUUCUAGAGUUUUAUUGCGUGGCUUAUGUUGAUUCCAGAAUCUUCCAGUUUCAGUACUCUGAUUGAUUACUUCACAUUUGCAUCCUGGGUUUUCUAUGGCGCUACCAUUGCUGGCUUGUUAUACAUGAGAUUCUCCAAACCUAAUGCUGAACGACCUUUCAGAGUUAGUAUUUGUUUGUUCACUGUACUUCCUUCCAAGAUUCAUUCAUUGUCAUAAUCAAAAACAGUCAAAAUAUCUCAGAAACGAUACAGACUUUUUCCCCCAAAGGUCCAGUCGAGGUCAUCCUUGUUGGUCUAGUACGUGUUACCCAGGAGGAGAUGGGAUAAAAGAUGCAUUGUUUUAUUGAAAGUCCAACUUGAAGCACUCUUGUCAAAAGCGACUGAAGUCAGGAAAUUAUAGUCAGAUAACUGCAUAUUGUAGGAAUCAAAUGCCACUCAGAAUAAACAGCGCUGACUAACAUUAUACGAAAAAGAAGACAUAGGAGGAUUUUCUUUUCCAAAUAACUUUUGACAAAUAUUAUUUGAUAUUUUCAGGUAUUUUUGGUUUUCCCCGUGAUCAUUAUCCUUGCUGCACUUUAUUUGAUCAUCGCUCCGUUCUCCCAGAAUCCUCUUCCUUCAUUCUUCUGCCUUUUGUUCAUUUUCUUUGGAGUUCCCGUUUACUUCAUUUUCAUUUAUUACGACUUGAGUCCAAAAUGGUUGGAUAACGGAAUUGGUAAGAUACUGACAUGUUCUCAUUUAUCGCCUGUAGAAUUAAUAAUUGCAUGGUCGUAUUAUAUAUAAAGACGUAAAACAAAAUUAUGUAUCCGAAAUAUACAAGCUCCUUUGAUCGGGGCCAUGAUUUGUCGUGAAUUAUUAACAAAAGCUGCAAUGCAGCACACAGUAUAAUACAAUAAAAUGCAAAUUAUAGUAUAGAAUAGAAUAGACUCGAAUAUCAUUUGUUUUGGUCUAAAAAGACUCUUUCUGACAUUCUGUUUGUAUUUUCAGCACGGUUCACGUUUUGGCUGCAGAAAUUUGGUGAUAUCUCGUACCCGGAGUCCGCUGAAGAUAUCGUCAUUGGCUGA
Molecule: messenger RNA, 5585 nt
Organism: Paramuricea clavata
Lineage: Eukaryota; Metazoa; Cnidaria; Anthozoa; Malacalcyonacea; Plexauridae
Source: the annotation of a GenBank genome assembly